Molecule: messenger RNA, 1664 nt
Organism: Carica papaya (papaya)
Lineage: Eukaryota; Viridiplantae; Streptophyta; Magnoliopsida; Brassicales; Caricaceae
Product: heparanase-like protein 1
Cellular component (GO): membrane; plant-type cell wall
Molecular function (GO): beta-glucuronidase activity
Source: RefSeq, a predicted model, not a curated record
AUGGCGAGAUUAAUUGGAGUUUUCGUAAUUCUUGCAUGGUUGAUUUCUGGGUUGGUGGCAGCAGAAGAUGUUCAGGUGACAGUCCAAGGAGUAACUUCCAUUGCCAAAACAGAUGAUACUUUUGUAUGUGCUACUCUGGAUUGGUGGCCUAAAAACAAAUGUGAUUAUGACCAGUGCCCUUGGGGCCAAUCUGGAAUUCCAUAUCUGGAUUUGAAUAACAAGAUCCUAGUAAAUUCCAUAAAGGCGUUUCAGCCUUUGAGACUCAGAGUGGGAGGGUCAUUACAAGAUCAGGUGAUAUACAAGCUCGGUGAUGCAGCCAAGGAAUGCAAACCUUUCGCCACCAAGAAUGGUACUCUCUUCGGGUUUAGUGGUGGUUGCUUGGAGAUGCACAGAUGGGAUCAGCUCAACUCUUUUUUCAACAAAACAGGAGCCAAAGUAACCUUUGGAAUAAAUGCUCUUAUUGGAAAGAAGAAGAGUGCCGAUGAGAAUGAUAUCUUGUGGGAAGGUGACUGGGACUCAAAAAAUGCUAAGGAUUUUAUCAAUUAUACUCUUUCCAAGGGAUACAACAUUGACUCGUAUGAAUUUGGAAACGAGUUGUGUGGAACUGGUGUUUCUGCAAGAAUUGAAGCAAAACAAUAUGCGAAAGACGUGGUGGCACUGAAGAAAAUCGUGCAACAAGUAUAUAAACAUGAAAAAACACAACCAAAAGUGUUGGGUCCGUCUGGAUUUUAUGAGGAAACAUGGUUCAAUGAAUUCCUUCAAGCCACAGGGUUUGAAGUUCUUGGUGGAGUCACCCACCAUAUCUACAACAUGGGUCCUGGUGUUGACAAAGAACUGAUUAAUCGGAUUCAAGAUCCUCUUUAUUUGGAUCAAAUAGCUCAAACUUUCAAAGAUGUUUCAAAAGAUGCAGCUGUGUAUGCAUCCUGGACAGGACCUUGGGUCAGUGAAUCCGGUGGAGCAUAUAAUAGUGGUGGCAAAGAUGUUCAACAGUACUUCGUUGAUGGCUUCUGGUAUAUAGAUCAACUGGGUAUGACAUCCACUUUCAACCAUAAGGUUUACUGCAGACAAGCCUUAAUUGGUGGAAACUAUGCCCUCCUUAAUACCACAACUUUUGUUCCUAAUCCUGAUUAUUAUGGAGCUCUAUUGUGGCAUCGGUUGAUGGGACCAAACGUUCUCCGAGUCACCCAUGAUGGCUCUCCAUUUUUACGCGUUUAUUCUCAUUGUGCAAGAGAUAAGCCUGGAAUCAGUUUAGUUCUGAUCAGCAUGUCAAACUCUAUUGCUUACGAUGUCACGGUGGGUGAAGAUUACAAUCUACUGGUAGGCGAUUACGUCCGAGGCACAAGAAAUAGAAAGGUUGGAUACAGCAUUGAUGGGAGAAAGAGAAGAGAAGAGUACCAUUUGACUCCAGAACAUGGGAAUAUUCAAAGCAAUGUUGUUCUACUUAAUGGUACUCCACUGAAGCUCACUGAUUCUCUCGAAAUCCCACCAAUGAAUCCAAACCUUGUGGAUGCUUCGUUGCCCAUCCAUGUCGAACCAGAUUCCAUUGUUUUUGUAACUAUUAGAGACUUCGGUGCUCCGGCAUGUGCUGCCUAAUUUUUCUUUGAGUUUAAUUACUUCGUCAAUAAAAAUUAGAUUAGGCUUUUUGUUUUCUAGUUUCAAGCAAC